UCUAGGUGGUAGACGCAUCGUGUAGGCGCAGGGCGGCCGCUAAAGCCCUGCAGAACUGGCCCUGCGGGAUGGCAGCCUCUGAGGAGGAGCCUGAGGCCUUGACGGAGCAGCUGGACGUCGCGCGCCACCUGGAAAAUUUGCCUGUGAGCGCGUGGCCCCCAGGGACAGAGCCAGAGCCCUUUCAGUAUACUCCUGAUCAUGUAGCCGGGCCUGGAGGAGACACUGAUCCCACUCUGAUAACCUUUCCCGGAUGCGUUUGUCUCAAAACUCCCUGCCUCCCUGGAACUUGCUCCUGUCUCCGUCGUGAGAAGAACUAUGAUGAUAAUUUAUGCCUCAGACACAUAGGAUCAGAAGCAAAGUGCGCUGAGCCAGUUUUCGAAUGCAAUGUCCUGUGUCAGUGCAGCGACCACUGCAGGAACAGAGUGGUCCAGCGGGGUCUGCAGUUCCACCUCCAGGUGUUCAAGACAGAUCGCAAAGGCUGGGGACUCCGUACCUUGGACUUUAUACCAAAAGGACGGUUUGUCUGUGAAUAUGCUGGCGAGGUUUUAGGAUUCUCGGAAGCACAGAGAAGAAUUCAGUUACAAACAAUACACGAUUCGAAUUACAUUAUAGCCGUCAGGGAGCAUGUUUAUAAUGGGCAGGUAAUGGAAACGUUUGUUGAUCCUACCUCUAUAGGAAAUAUUGGAAGAUUCCUUAACCAUUCUUGUGAGCCAAACCUAUUGAUGAUUCCUGUCCGAAUCAACUCGAUGGUACCAAAGUUGGCACUUUUUGCAGCCAAAGACAUUGUGCCAGAACAAGAACUCUCUUAUGACUAUUCAGGAAGAUUCCUUAAUCUACUGGAUAGUGAAGACAAAGAAAGGUUGGAUAAUGGGAAAUUAAGGAAACCUUGUUAUUGUGGGGCUGAAUCAUGUGCUGCAUUCCUGCCUUAUGACAGCUCACUGUACUGCCCCUUAGAAAAGCCAAACACGAGUGAGGAAGGAAGAGUCGAGCAGAAGCAUGUCUGGCCUCGCAGUGAAGGAGAAUGAGGAGGAAUCGAGCGUGUUUGGCUCAGCCCUUCCUGGGUUUCCCUCUUACGAGCAGCUCACCCUCAGGGUCAGUCUCUGCUCGGUAAGGAGCUUGCCCCUCACUGUAGGGGAGCCCAGUGGUUGUAACUUAGGAAUGUGGCAGAGACUACAGAUUGUCCAGCAACACUCUCUCUCCCCUUCUAUCAUAGAAUUCUCAGUUUUUAGCUGGGUACAUGACUGCUGAGAAUACUCACUUUUCCUAGUGAGAUGUGGCUAAGGGACUAUGUCAUAGCUAGUGGGAUAUGAGGGAAAACGUUGUGCCCUUAAGUGGAGAUAUCCUUCCCUUAUCCCAUUCUUUUUUCUUCUUGGCUGGAAUGUAUACAUGAUAACUGGAGCUGGAGCAUCCAUGCCAUACCCCAAAAUAACCUUGGAAAAGGAAGCCACACAUAGCAAGUCAGCAAAAUUGAAAGGAGUCUGGAGGCUGUAUACUGUCCAACACUCUACCAGUCCUGAUCUGACACCUCUGGACUAUUCAGUGAGAAACGGUCUUUGUCAUUUAUGCCACUGUUAUUUUAUUUAUUUAUUUAUUUAUUUAUUUUUUUUUAAUUUUUUUUUUGCGGUAUGCGGGCCUCUCACUGUUGUGGCCUCCCCCGCUGCGGAGCACAGGCUCCGGACGCGCAGGCUCCGGACGCGCAGGCUCAGCGGCCAUGGCCCACGGGCCCAGCCGCUCCGCGGCACAUGGGAUCCUCCCAGACCGGGGCACGAACCCGCAUCCCCUGCAUCGGCAGGCGGACUCUCAACCACUUGCGCCACCAGGGAGGCCCUGCCACUGUUAUUUUAAACUCUCUAGUACUAGCACCAAACCUGAUCAGUGAUCCAAGGAAACCCUGAUGGCUGAACACCUAAGCCUUGCUUUCCAGUCAAUUUUAUCAAUAAUAAGGCUGGUAUUUUCAUUUCUGUAUGACUCCAGCAGUUUAUUUCUCAUCUGUUUCUAAACAUAUCAAGGAAAAGGGCAUGACUAAUUAUCACCUGCUAAAACCCUAAUGAUUAUCACCAAUAGUGAAAAAUGUAACCAUGAGAAUGACUUCCAUGUGUAUAACGAAAAGUCAUAAAAGGAAACAAAUUGUAAAAUUUUUGCUAUAUAUCUGCUGUACUUCAAGGCUUGUGAAGUUAUGCUUCAAAACUUCAAACAGACUCACUUCAUGUAUUAACAACAUGAAAAUAACCCUGUCACCACCACCAAAGGUGAUGGGAGUUUUAUAAUUCCAUUUAAACUUCUGGAGAGGCAAACAUCUCUAACUUCCUUCCUUAAAGCAAGAGUGUUGCAAAAACAAAGCUACUAUGGAAGUUUAUUAGACUCUUUGAAAGCUAAAAUAAUUACUUGGGCCCUAUAAUUUCUUUUUCUAGUACAUUUAGACCCUACCACCAGGAGACUGUGCUUUCAAAGUUAUAUCAUAGGGACCCAUGUUAUAUAUAACACCCUAGUCCUGUAUGAUAUCAUAAGUAGGAUAGUUGUACAUUUUAAGUGAAUGAAAUGUAUGGUAUGUGAAUUAUAUCUCAAUAAAACUGUUAAAAUAAUAACUAUGUUAGGGUUUGCGUAUUCACAUAACAUUAUCAGGAAUGGUUCCAUGUGAAUAGAUGAUAGUAGAGUACACAUAAAAUGCCCCAAACUACAAAUGUGCAGUGUCUAAAACAGAAUGAAUUUUUCCUCCAAACUCAUCAUUUCUCCCUGACAGCCUUCCUCUAUAACUGAUUUCUCUGAAGCAGUCCUGCUUUUUGUAAGGCAGCUUGUAUCUCUCAUUUUAAAAUGGUCUUUCUCCUCCUCACAAGGGCUUCUAGUAACUGAGCUACUUAAGAGGCAAUAAGGAAAUGGUCAGAAGGAACAUGAGUGGCUCACUGUUCGAAGCUCCAGAUACCCUUUCCUUCUUCCUUGUGCUCUGUAUCUAUUGAAUAUCACCGUCUGUGUAUCAGAAAUACUCCAGUUAGGACACGAGCAGCAUCCUCCAUCUUGAUGUCUCUUCCAAAGACAGAACUCACUGAAUAUAGACGCUUGGAGUUUUUUGUACUCACACAUAAGUUUAUUCUUUUUUUUGCGGUACGUGGGCCUCUCACUGUUGUGGCCUCUCCCGUUGUGGAGCACAGGCUCGGAUGCGCAGGCUCAGUGGCCAUGGCUCACGGGCCCAGCCGCUCCGCGGCAUGUGGGAUCUUCCCGGACCGGGGCACGAACCCGUGUCCCCUGCAUCGGCAGGUGGACUCUCAACCACUGCACCACCAGGGAAGCCCCUAAAAUUAGAAUUUUAAAAGGUGUUAUGUGUCUUCAUGGAAUUAAAACAUAAAAAUGGCUCUGAAGUCAAUUUCCACUGAAUUCACUAAGAAUGUGGAAACGUGUACCUUGGAAACUGUUUUGGCCCAAGAAUAAUAAAGAUCAUACUUGGA
Molecule: messenger RNA, 3440 nt
Organism: Mesoplodon densirostris (Blainville's beaked whale)
Lineage: Eukaryota; Metazoa; Chordata; Mammalia; Artiodactyla; Ziphiidae
Product: histone-lysine N-methyltransferase SETMAR
Exons: 2
Coding region: 69-1025 (318 amino acids)
Cellular component (GO): nucleus
Molecular function (GO): protein binding; zinc ion binding; histone H3K9 methyltransferase activity
Source: RefSeq, a predicted model, not a curated record